AUGGUGAUUGUGACAGUGGUGGUGGUGAUGGUAAAAGUGGUGGUGGGAAAGGUGACGGUGAUGGUGGUGAUAGUGGUGGUAGUGAUGGUGGAUGGUGACUGUGGUAGUUGUGAUGGUGAUGAUGACAAUGGUGGUAGUGAUGGUGACAGUGGUAGUUGUGAUGCUGAUGGUGACAGUGGUAGUUGUGAUGCUGACAGUGAUGGUGGUGGUGGUGGUGAUAGUGUUGGUGGUGAUGAUGACAGUGAUGGUGGUGAUGGUGACAGUGGUAGUUGUGAUGCUGACAGUGAUGGUGGUGGUGGUGGUGAUAGUGUUGGUGGUGAUGAUGACAGUGACGGUGGUGAUGGUGACAGUGGUGGUAGUGAUGGUGACAGUGAUGGUGGAGACAGUAGCAGUGAUGGUGAUGACAGGGGGCUGUGGUGGAGUUGUUGA
Messenger RNA from Loxodonta africana (African savanna elephant), 429 nucleotides. Its product is annotated as loricrin-like. The coding region runs from base 1 to 429 and encodes 142 amino acids. The record is from RefSeq and is a predicted model, not a curated record. The transcript has a single exon. Lineage: Eukaryota; Metazoa; Chordata; Mammalia; Proboscidea; Elephantidae.